Molecule: messenger RNA, 327 nt
Organism: Frieseomelitta varia
Lineage: Eukaryota; Metazoa; Arthropoda; Insecta; Hymenoptera; Apidae
Exons: 2
Biological process (GO): sensory perception of smell; detection of chemical stimulus involved in sensory perception of smell
Cellular component (GO): plasma membrane
Molecular function (GO): odorant binding; olfactory receptor activity
Source: RefSeq, a predicted model, not a curated record
GUGCUUCAUGUAGGUUGUCAAAUAGAUAUUAUAUGUCAGACGUUAUUGGAAACUCCAUAUAAAAGUAAAAAGCAAUUGAAGUUUUUCAUUAGCAGGCAUCAAGAGAUUAUUAUAUUUACAGAGAAAAUUGAGAAGCUCUUUACUUAUAUAGCGCUUACUCAACUUGUUGCGAAUACUUUAAUUACUUGCUGUUUGGGCUAUCUUACAGUAAUUUCAUUACGUAUUAAUAGUGGAUUUACUAUGUUCGUAAAAUGUGUUGUAUUUUAUGUGGCUUGUUGUCUGGAUGCAUUUGUAUAUUGCUUUGCUGGAGAAUAUCUCAGCAUUAAG